AUGGCGGACGACGCUAAAGUUGUGGCAUCGAUGAAGUGUGCCGUUUGUGAGUCGAUCUCCGCCCUUAAAAGGUGUUCGCGAUGUAAACAGGUCGUCUACUGUAGCAGAGAACACCAAUUGAAGGACUGGUCGAAGCAUAAACUAUCAUGUCACGUUACAAAGUCAACGAGUGGCGGCAGCCAAGAAGAGACUAGCGUCCCAUCAGACCCUGUAGUUUGUCAACAAUCGUCGGGACGUGCCAUUGGAAUUACCUCAAACGACGUUACAGAAUCAAACAUUGGUCUUUGCGAAAUGAAUGAGAACGACAUCAACGAUAGUUCUACAAAAGUCGAAGACAAGUGUGCCUUCGAGGCGGAAAGGUCUGUUGCAGAUAAUCAAUUAUACGCUCACAGAAACUUGAACAAUAGUGAUACGAAAACAAAUGUGGAAUUAAAAGCUGAAUGUAACCAACCUAGUGAUAGCGCUGAUGAGGAUGGUAAUUCAGUGGAUUAUACACCUUUUGAUAAAACACCAUUCACUAAAAGACACUUUGAUAAACCUAAAUCCCAGAAGAACAAGGAUAUAGCCAGAUUUGUUGUGGAUGAACUGAAAAAGAGAAACUUUUGUGUGGUUGAUUCACUGUUCGAAGAUGAACAUGUUAAUCGAAUAUUAGCAGAAAUAAAAAGUCUUGAUGCUAAGUUACUGUUAAAGACUGGAAAAUUAGCUGGAGGUCGAACCAGUGAUGACAAUAACCAGAAGGUAUUAAAAUCUGAGAUUCGGAGUGAUCGGAUGGCAUGGGUUGAUCGAAACCAGGAGGAUAUCCCUAAUAUCGGCCGAGCAGUGGAGCGCCUUGAUUCUAUCCUCACUGACCUCAACCCGCUCCUUAAGGGACAAGAUUGCUUCAUCAAUAGCCGUACCAAGGUAAUGGUGACGUGCUACCCGGGAGAAGGGACAUGUUACAGACGGCAUGUGGAUAACCCGACAAAGGACGGGCGUCGAAUAACGUGUAUCCUGUACCUCAACCGGAACUGGAAUGUUCAGACUGACGGAGGACUUUUGAGGAUAUUUCCCCGCGGAAGUGAAGACCACGUGGACAUUCCACCAGUGUUUAACCGAUUGUUGUUUUUCUGGUCUGAUGGCCGGAAUCCACACGAGGUUCAACCUGCCUACAGAACUAGGUAUGCCAUGACUGUUUGGUAUUUUGAUGAGAUGGAGCGCAGCAAAGCAAAGGAAGAGCACUGUCACUUAGAGGCAAUGCGAAUCCGCGGUGAUAUUGCUCUGUUAGAAAAGGAAAAAUAUACAAAGGAAAAGGCACGCAUCCAGCAAGAAAUAGACAGUCAGGCCGUUAAGGCAGUGGCAUCUCUCUCAAAACAGGAACUUCAGGCAAUAGCGGCUUUGACACGUGACCAUCCUAAUCCGCGGGAGGUUUUAAGUCAAAUGGGUAUAGCUGUCAGUAUCCAAGAUGCCCUCAUAAAGGCCUUAGAAACUUUAUGA
Ylistrum balloti is the source of this 1473-nucleotide messenger RNA. RefSeq names its product egl nine homolog 1-like. NCBI's taxonomy places the organism in Eukaryota, Metazoa, Mollusca, Bivalvia, Pectinida, Pectinidae. Gene Ontology annotation, molecular function: L-ascorbic acid binding; peptidyl-proline 4-dioxygenase activity; ferrous iron binding. Gene Ontology annotation, biological process: peptidyl-proline hydroxylation to 4-hydroxy-L-proline; cellular response to hypoxia. Bases 1 to 1473 code for a protein of 490 amino acids. Gene Ontology annotation, cellular component: cytoplasm; nucleus. The transcript is spliced from 7 exons. The record is from RefSeq and is a predicted model, not a curated record.